AUGUGCCAUGGCUGCACAAUCAAGAACGAUGAACACUCCGUUGAGGCUCAAAACAAGGGCUUCAAGCUACUCAAGGCGUUGAGAUGGGAGGAAGGAAAGGGACUUGGAAAAAACAAGAGCGGACGCGUUGAUCCGGUGGCUGUUCUUGGCAAAUCGAAUCGAGCUGGUCCAAAAUGCGAUGCAAGAAGAAGCCAUCAACUAAAAAAGAUGGGUGUUGUUCGAGAAGGUGGCACAAAGAAGCAAGCGAAGCGCAAGAGAGCUGCAGCAAGGUUGCAAAAAAGAAUGAAGCGAGGACGUGAAGUGGCUGUUCUUCGCAAAUCGAAUCGAGCUGGUCUUGGAAUGCGUUGCAAGAAGAAACCGUCAACUAAAGAAGGUGCAGACGGACACGUUGGGCUGAUGGAUGUUAUUCGAGAAGGUGACACAAAGAAGCAAGAGAACUGCAGCAAGGUUGCGAAAAAGAAUGAAGCUAGAACGGGAAGU
Molecule: messenger RNA, 480 nt
Organism: Mesorhabditis belari
Lineage: Eukaryota; Metazoa; Nematoda; Chromadorea; Rhabditida; Rhabditidae
Source: the annotation of a GenBank genome assembly